This is a messenger RNA of Owenia fusiformis, 8190 nucleotides long. Lineage: Eukaryota; Metazoa; Annelida; Polychaeta; Sabellida; Oweniidae. The record is from the annotation of a GenBank genome assembly.
AUGCUUUGCGAUUUCUUGUGUCCUCCUGAUCGAGGCAAUAUCGCUCAUAAACUCACAUUGAACAGUGGAACAUUUUCAUCGCCUGUAGGGAGUGAUGGACAAUAUCCAAGUGGUCUCAAGUGCGCUUGGUCACUUACAGUUCAACCGAUUCAUGUAAUCCAAUUGACGUUUUCUAAGUUUGAAUUGGAACAAUCUUUGAACUGUGAAGAUGGUGAUUACGUUAUUGUUUACAACGGCGAGAGCUCACGAAAUGACCCACUGGCUACAAUCUGUGGGGAGAAUGCAAAACCAAUAUUUUCAACGACGUCCAAAAUGAUAGUGGAGUUUAUCUCAAAUGAUAAGAUUGAGCGCUCUGGAUUUACGGCCAAUUUUAAAACUGUUGACCAAUCAGCUGCCGCUUGUGCCAGUGGAAGAGGUCCUCUCAAUUUGACAGACACUAAAGGUUCAAUCAAAUCACCAGGAUAUGAUGGAAACAGCAUCUACCCCCCUAAUAUUAUGUGCCAAUGGGUUAUCAAGGCAAAUGAAGGGAUGGAGAUCGAUCUUACGGCAGAUAGAUUUGCUCUAGAAGAAUCCAGAGGAUGUCACCAUGACCACGUGGACAUCUUUGAUGGGUCUGAACCCGUGUUAUCUAAACUACUAGGAAAAUAUUGUGGCAUCCAUGCUCAUGUUGAACUCGACCACGCACCUGCUUCAAACAUGAUGCUUAUCACAUUUAUAUCCAACAAAAAUGUUGGCGGUCUUGGAUUUAGAUUUCGAUACAGUGUUUAUCCUAGGGUUGCUUCAAGGUCAAACCAAAAUGGAGCGAAAACUUUGUUAAAUCUUCCUGGUUGCGGAUUACCUGCUAUCCGAGAUGAAACAGGGAUAAAUCCUUAUAUCCUAAUAGAUGGUAGUAUUGAAGCUACCCCUCAUAGUUGGCCAUGGACUGUCAUGAUAGUAGACUCCAGUGGUAGCGCAAAUGCACAAAUCUGUGGUGGUACUUUAGUGAGGAACAACUGGGUUAUCACUGCGGCAUAUUGCAUUAGAAGUACUUCACCAUAUUCGCUAAAGGUCAGGCUUGGUGAGCACAGUCAAACGGAUUAUAACGAUGGAGGCUAUGUUGCAAAUGUUGCGGAAAUCAUGAAGCAUCCAAAUGCAAGUGAUGGAUAUGAUAUAGCAAUGUUGAGGCUUGUAGAACCACAACAGCUGACUGAUAAUGUUCAAACUGCUUGUAUUGUACAUGAAGAUGUUUCUGGUGGUCAUGGGUAUAACUGCGUUGUUACUGCAUGGAGUUCUAGGACAUAUUUUGAUAGGCCUAAUCCACCAGUUGCUCUCAAGAAAGUUGGCUUUCAAAUUCGUCCAAGAAAAGAAUGCUAUAGGCAUUAUUCGUAUUUCAAUGACACCAUGAUAUGCGCUGGAUAUAUGGAGGAUAGGUGUCAUUAUAACGAGUUUAUAGGAUCGCCAAUGGUGUGUCAGUUAUCAUCAACCCCCUCUGCACCUUGGUUUCUUACUGGUAUAGUCAACUACAUUUACUGUGCCAACGCCGAUCGACGACCUGGUGUCUUCAUAAGAAUAGCAAACGAGGAGAUUCAAAAUUGGAUCAUUGAACUAAUCGAUAAGCCAGUCCCAACAGCUGACCCAAAUGAUCCAUGCUUAAAUAGGAUUGAAUUAACUGAAUCCACUGGUGUCAUCAAGACGAAUGGUUAUCCCUAUAAUUAUGCUAUUAAUUUACAAUGUAGAUGGUUGAUAAGAGGCUCAGUGAACCAGAAUGUAAGGCUGGAGUUUACGGAUUUAAAGAUGGAGGAUGCAGUUAAUUGUGAAUACGACAAUGUCAGUCUGUUUAGUUCUGAUGCACCAGAUGAAGCAAGAAAACUUGGAACCUUCUGUGGUGUCUGGGUGGCUCCUUCAGUUUAUACGUCAACUGGGAGUAACAUGUUUAUUCUAUUCAAUUCGGAUGAUAGUGUGACGAAAUCUGGUUUCCGGGCUGAAUACACUCUUAUUACAAAUGGAGCCUCCCCAACAUCGGGCCCAACGCAACUACCUUCGGGCCAAUGCGGCAGUCCAGCCAUAACACCAUAUCUACCAAACACAGUAGGCGGUUCUGAUGAUGCUGCCAAUAACGUGGUAAAUGGAGAUAAUGAUGUACCUCAUAGUUGGCCCUGGCACGUCAUGCUCACCUCAAUGUUUGGUAACCAGUUCUGUGGGGGAAGUCUAUUGAAUGAGUACUGGGUCAUAACUGCUGCUGACUGCUUAAGCAGAUACCGAGAAGAUCAGGUUUUAGUAAGAGUAGGGGCACAUGACAAAGAUGCUACUGAGCCAAGCCAAAGGAGCUAUACUGUUAAUAGAUUCGUCACACAUCCACAAGCCAGGGACAUUGCCUUAUGGAGACUUGAUGAACCUGUAGAGAUGUCCGAUGAAGUGAGUCCAGUGUGCUUGCCAGAGACUGGGGAUGUUCCAACUGGCACAUACUGUAUGAUAAGUGGAUGGGGAUCAGGCUUCAAUGUCUGGCAAGUGGAUUUUAGCGAGAGAACCCUCCAACAGGCUGAUCUCCCAAUUAUUAGUACGCAGGUGUGCAAUCAACAUGGCAUGCACAGUGGAACGAUAACGCCAAGAAUGAUGUGUGCUGGUUAUAUUGAGAGGGGAGCGCCAGGUUUUUGCAGAGGAGAUAGAGGGGGGCCCUUGGUAUGCAGAUACCCUAAUUCAAGCUGGGAGUUAUAUGGUAUUGUUAGCUGGGAGGUGGAUUGUAAUUCGGUCCUCACUCCUGGAGUAUUUGUUAGAGUAUAUUACUACAUGGAUUGGAUUAAACAAAGACUAGCAUUACCAGCCUUGCCCCCUCUCCCUAAAGCUUGCAGUUUCCAAGUCAUUGUGUCCGAAGCAGGAGACCUUGUCUUCCCACAAUACUACGACUCUCCCAACGAGGAUGACAUGUACAGGAACCAGCUGACUUGUGUUUGGUUAAUACAGGCACCACCUGGAGAGGGUGUCAUAUUUAACAUCACCAGUAUAUCUAUUGAAUAUUAUCCAUCUUAUGGAAGAUGCACUCACGACUUCCUGUAUCUUUAUGAUGGUUCCUCAGACCAAAAUACCCGCGUAGGAAAAUUCUGUGGAAGUUCGCCCCCGGGGACAACAACGUCCACAGGAAGGAGCAUGUUCGUAGUGUUUAAGUCAGGCCCUCUCAGAGGCGGACGUGGCUUCAAAGCAUCAAUAUCCUUUACUGGUCAAACGGGAACAACAGCAGCACCUGUAACACAGCCCCAAGUCACUGAUCCACCCGCAACGGAAUCUCAAGUUAUUAACCCACAAGUUGAACAAUGUGGUAUUGGCAUUAUGCCAAAUGGCAGAAUAGUUGGAGGAUCAGAUGCGGUGCCUUAUAGUUGGCCCUGGAUGGCAAUGUUGACCACUGACUGGGGAUAUCAAUUUUGUGGAGCAACCCUUAUUGAUACAAAUUGGGUGCUAACGGCUGCUCAUUGUACAUCUGGAAUGGACCCUUGGGAUAUGGUUAUAAGACUAGGUGAAUACUCAAAGACAAAAUGUGAACUUUUGACCCAAGUAAUUCCUGUCAUUCAAAUCAUCAAUCACCCUGGGUAUGACCCUGAGACCACAAACAAUGAUAUAUCCUUGCUGAGACUUGGGAAACCAGCUGAGCUUAAUGGAUAUGUUGGGAAGGCAUGUCUUCCUGCAGCUGAACCUGAACCGGGACGCCAGUGUGUUGUCACUGGCUGGGGCACCACUGAAGAGGAGGGUUCAUCUAGUGAUAAAUUGAAGGAGGUGCAUGUCCCCAUUAUAUCUCGAACUACUUGCAAUUUACAAUAUAAUGGCAGCAUCACAGAUCAGAUGAUAUGUGCAGGAGAACUGCAAGAGGGAGGAAAAGACUCAUGCCAGGGUGAUUCAGGUGGUCCUCUUGUAUGUAAAGAAGAAAGCAAUGCAUGGUCUGUCUAUGGUGUUGUGAGUUGGGGGUCUGGUUGUGCUAGAGUUGGCAAGCCAGGUGUAUAUGCAAAUGUAGCACAGUAUCUCACCUGGAUAGACGAUUCAAAAGAAACUCAGGCACCGGCUCCUGAACCCGAGCUUCCACCAGAAUGCACUGGUUCACCAGUCCAACUCUCGGGCGCAACUGGCAUAUUUACCUCACCCAACUAUGGACGAUUUGAUUAUCCACAUAAUGCUACGUGUACAUAUGUUAUAACAUCACCUCCUGGAACGGUUGUGCAGCUUGAAUUCAAAGAAUUCGAUGUCGAGCCAUAUCCCGAGUGUAUAGCUGACUAUGUGACGAUCAUUGAUGAAACGGCACGUUCCACUCACAAACUCUGUGGGGCUGGGGAGAUGGGCGUCUUUGCAUCUACAUCCAAUACACUUACGGUGGAGUUGUCAACGGAUAACAGUGUAAGACAUCCGGGUUUCACUGCGGUCUACACAGCAACUGAAAUAGGCUGUUCAGUCCAAGCCCAACCAUCAAUAACCCAUACUCCAGGUACUCUUACACCCUCUGAUUGUGGUGUACCUUUCAUAUCACCAAAUAUACAGCCUAGGAUUGUUGGCGGUGAUAUUGCUAAGCCAAAUUCUUGGCCAUGGCAAGUGAUGCUGACAUCAACAACCAGUCCUAGUAAUCAGUUCUGUGGUGGAUCACUGAUUAGCCCUUAUUGGGUGCUCACAGCUGCUCACUGCACAGAUGGAUCUGAGACCAAUGUUGUAGUAGGUGCACAUGAUAAACUAGCUUCCGACAGCCAAGAGGAUGGAAGACAAAUUAUUCAAGUUGUUGAUGUCAUAGAUCAUCCCAGUUAUAAUGAAUCUACAUUUAAUAAUGACAUUUCCUUAUUACACCUAGCCAUGCCGGCUACAUUGGGUGAUAAAGUAGGUUUAGUUUGUCUUCCAACGAUUGAACCUGUAAAUGAUGACUGGACUUACACUACUGGCUGGGGAGCUACAUCUGCUGGAGGUCCCGCUAGUAAUCAAUUGCGUCAGGUUAUGGUCAAAAUCAUCGGUAGACAAAAUUGUAGGACUAUGUACUCUACACAUGAAAUCACUGAUAACAUGAUCUGUGCUGGAUAUGAAGGCGGUGGCAAAGAUUCAUGUCAGGGUGAUUCUGGUGGCCCAUUAGUCACACCAAUAGGGGAGUAUGGGCAAUCAGGCUGGAGGUUAUCUGGGGUGACUAGCUGGGGCCAAGGGUGUGCCUCGCCCAAUAAACCAGGUGUUUACACAAACGUUAUCAAAUUUGUCGACUGGAUCAGAGGAAUUGUGGCUGAUCUUCCUUCUGGCACUACUUCACAGCCCACAACACAACCCACAACCAGUACAUCACAACCCACAAUCAGUACACCACAAUCAACGAGUACAACAACACAACCAUCUGCGCAGCCAUCCAACAGAGAAUGUGGCCAACCUGCGCUGCCACCAAUUGUAACCAAAGUUGUCGGAGGUGUACCUGCCAAACCACACAGUUGGCCCUGGCAGGCCAUGCUUGUCUCUCCAAGCAGCGGGGAUUAUAUAUGUGGGGGAACAUUGAUUGAUCCAAACUGGGUGGUGACAUCUGCCAUUUGCACGUUUUGGAUGAAUAUCAUGAAUAUCCGUGUUAGACUUGGAGAGCACCACAGGUUUAGUACUGAUGGCAAGGAGAGGAAUGUCAAUGUCACACAGAUUAUUCCACAUGAUGAUUUUGAACCGGGUGGUAAUGAUAAUGACAUCUCUCUGUUGAGGCUUGCUGAAACAAUCACACAUACUGAUGAGAUAAGUCCUGUUUGUCUUCCUUCUGAUGGUGCGAGUGAUGGCAAAUACUGUACUGUAACUGGAUGGGGACCUCACGACGGGUCCGGUUGGAAUUUAAGUACAGUGCUCCGUCAAGUUGAGGUGCCCAUAGUAUCAACAAAUAUAUGUAAUGGUAACCAGACGUACAAUGGUUUAAUCACAGAGAAUAUGCUUUGUGCUGGAGAGCCUAGAGAGGGCAAGGACUUCUGCAUGACCGAUCGUGGUGGGCCUCUUGUGUGCACAGUUGGGGACACCUUGACCUAUGAACUGCAAGGGAUUGUCAGCUGGGGCUCGUGUGCAUUUGGUAAUAUACCAAGUGUAUAUACUAGAGUGACAAGAUAUUUAACCUGGCUUAAAGAGAUGGUGAACAGUACAAUUACCGAUACUGCAAGAACUACGACGAUGAAACCUACAAACUGUGGUAGUAUGCUCACUUCAGACGAGGGAGAGAUUAAAUCCCCUAACUGGCCUGGGAAAUACCCAGAUUGGCAAGAUUGUCACUGGUUCAUAGAACUAGAGGAUCCAUCAAUGGCGGUUGAACUUACAUUUACCGUAUUUGAUCUCGAGUAUAUAGAAAGGUGUUUAUUUGACAACGUGAAACUCAUUGAUGGUGUCGAUGGCACGUCUUUAUCCGAGGCACUGUGCGGACAGUUGAAUGAUCUGCCUCAAGUCACAUAUUAUUCAAAUUCUCACAAAUUGGAGGUCAUCUUUACGAGUGAUUCAAGCAUAAAUGGACUGGGAUUUCUUGCAAAUUUUCAGUCUGUUCAAGAACUGACAACAACAACAACAGUUCCAACCCCAGCCCCUACCCCUGUAUUAGAAUGUGGAAACCCCUUACAUUUGAAUGGAACCACUGGAGAGUUUAAUUCCCCUAAUUUUUAUAAUGGAGGAUAUGAUAAUAACGAAUACUGUUCAUGGAUGAUAGAUGCUCCAGAAGGAAUGAAUGUGCAGCUGACAUUCAAUACAUUUGACCUUGAAUAUAUUGACGACUGCUCUUUUGACUAUGUAAAACUGACAGAUGAAGAAGGGACCAUUGGUGAAUUCUGUGGGUCCACUAUCCCAGAUCCAAUAAUAUCUAUAGGACAUUGGAUUGGUGUCGAAUUCAGAAGCGACAACACUAUCAAAGGGAAAGGAUUUCAAGCAUCUUACGCUGUAAUUGAAGAACGAAGUCUUUCGUCACGCACUAAACCAACCGUAGACCCCUGUGAGAGGACAUUGGUGAUUAGAAACGCGGGUAGUGGAUAUGUUACUUCACCAGGCUAUGAUGCUGGUGAAAAUUACGACCCAGAUAUAACCUGUAAAUGGCGUAUUAUGGCACCUGACGAUAUGGUUGUGUCUUUGUAUGUAGAGGUCAUGGAUAUGGAAUGCCAUAAGACUUGCAGAUAUGACAAAUUAUUGGUGUAUGAUUCUAACAAUAAUGCGAAUAAACUUGAUAUGAUAUGCUGUAACGAUUCUGGUGGAGAGUACACGACCACUCAGAACAAUAUGUUCAUCGAGCUGAAGACUGAUGCCUCUACACAGGCAUCUGGGUUCAAACUACACUAUUGGACACAUAUCGCAGUUAGAAAGGCUUUGGCAUCAGAUUUCACUAAAGAUGAGUGUGGCGUUACACAUGUGAAUGAGACGCAUUCGAAGAUCACUGAAGCUGUGUCCGCGACCCCUCAUAGCUGGCCCUGGACGGUUAGUUUACGCUUGAAUGGAGAUCACACAUGUGGUGGCUCAUUGAUCUCAGAGAAUUGGGUCAUUACGGCUGCACAAUGUAUGGCUCAUGCAUUGGAUCCUGAAGACUGGAGUGCCUCUUUAGGUGAACACAAACGCUCUGACAACUCUGACGGUCAAAUAACGCAAGACAUUGAAGUGAUUGUGACACAUCCCGACUAUGAUGGUGAUGUGUCCAAUGAGAAUGAUAUUGCGUUGGUCCGCCUUGGGGGAAGUGUGAAAUUAGGCCCCUACAUAGCUCCAAUAUGCCUACCAGAGCAUGGAAAGGAUCUAUAUGCAGUCAUAGAGGAGCAAGGGGACUCUGAGAAUCUGCAUGAUUGUACAACUGUAGGCUGGGGAGUGCAAGGUAUAAAUGGUGGACUGUCAGAUGUCUUACAGCAGGUGAAAGUACCCAUUGUGAGUCAAGAUGAAUGUAAUUCGGCUAAUGCCUAUAGUGGUGAGAUCACAAGGAGUAUGGUAUGUGCUGGCUAUAGCACAGUUGAAGGCACAUGUCAGGGUGACUUUGGUGGUCCUUUGAUGUGUCGAGACUCACCGGAUUCUAAUUACUGGUCCCUAGUUGGAGUAAGAAGCUUUGGAGAAGGAUGUGCCUCCCCAAAUCACCCAGGGGUCUACACCAGGGUGGCUAGCUAUAAAUACUGGAUUACUAACACCAUGGACACUGUUGAUGAUAAACUUAACAAUAAGAAAUCUAGUGUGGAGAAUAGGGAGAGAGAUGAUGCAGAUGUAGAAGAUGAAUCUGAAGAUGAAAUAUUAUAA